AUGGCACUUUUUGUUGUUGUUUUGGUGUUAUUGUGCGAGUGUUUCAGAUUAUCUGAGGAGAAACUAUACAUAACUUUCCGUACACAAACAUGUGGACCCCCCAGAGGCGAGAUAUGCGUGGAAAUCAGAAAAUGCCCGUUUUUCGACGACUUGCUCGACAGGUCGCCCAUCCCUCGACCCAGGAGCGUCAUCAACAUAAUCCGCGCCCACCACUGCGACUUCCAAGGAAACGUUCCUUUCGUCUGCUGCAACAGAACCGCCCCUAUAUACGCCCCACCUCCUACCCUCGCUCCCCUACCGUACACUCACCCUGCUUACUCCUCCCCUGAGCAGGAGUUCACUCAGCGCACGCAGACCAAGCGGACUACCCGUGCAACAAAGCGCAGAAGCCGUACCACUGCGCAGCCCUUUUAUGACAGCUACUCAGACGUUUCUGAGACUCUGCUGUCGCACGCGAACUUCAGGAUGUUGCCGCAAGAUACUUGCGGGCCGAUUUCGACCAACGCCAGGAUCACGAAUGGGAGGCUAACGGAUCUGAAUGAGUUUCCUUGGAUGGCGUUGAUUGCUUACAAGUCGGUUUCAGAUGAUAGUGAUGAAGAUGUUGUCUUCAAAUGCGCAGGAACCCUCAUAACUGAUAGAUUCGUUUUGACUGCAGCUCAUUGUAUUUUGGAUACAACAAUACGUGGAGUGAGACUUGGUGAGUACGAUUUGGACAGUGCAAAAGACUGCAAUCCGGACUCUGGAUACUGCGCCCCACCUCCGCAAGAUUUUGCAAUCGAAAAUAUUCAUGUUCACCCUGAGUAUGAUGAUACUGGAUUGAGACAUGAUAUUGCACUCAUCAAACUUACGAUGUCGGCGAAUAUAAAUUUCGCCAAUGUCCAACCAAUCUGCUUACCAACAAGUGAUACUAAUCUAAAUGGAAAAAAUGUUAUAGUUUCUGGAUGGGGUGUCACUGAAAAUGGUUUGAAAAGCCCAGUACUCAGAAAAGCAUCCAUCCCCGUGGUGAGCUUGCCCGACUGUAGGAAGACGUACCAAAGAUUCCCCCCGAUAACCAGCAGCCAAAUCUGCGCGGGCGGCACUGGAGCAGUGGACUCUUGCGCUGGGGACAGUGGCGGACCCUUGAAGUUUAUCGGCCAAGUCGACGACACGCCCAGAUUCAUCCAGUACGGGAUCGUUUCUUACGGACCCAAAUACUGUGGGACGCAUGGAAAGCCGGGGAUCUACACGAACGUGUUCAAGUAUAUGGAAUGGAUUCUCGAUCACCCUGUACAUUAA
Messenger RNA from Phaedon cochleariae (mustard beetle), 1275 nucleotides. Lineage: Eukaryota; Metazoa; Arthropoda; Insecta; Coleoptera; Chrysomelidae. The record is from the annotation of a GenBank genome assembly.